Molecule: messenger RNA, 1853 nt
Organism: Trametes versicolor FP-101664 SS1
Lineage: Eukaryota; Fungi; Basidiomycota; Agaricomycetes; Polyporales; Polyporaceae
Product: G-alpha-domain-containing protein
Exons: 11
Coding region: 48-1610 (520 amino acids)
Biological process (GO): adenylate cyclase-modulating G protein-coupled receptor signaling pathway
Cellular component (GO): heterotrimeric G-protein complex
Molecular function (GO): guanyl nucleotide binding; G-protein beta/gamma-subunit complex binding; G protein-coupled receptor binding
Source: RefSeq, a predicted model, not a curated record
CUUGACCACCCACCCCCACCCCCGCGCGCGCAGGCACAGGCAUACACAUGAACGGCGGACUCUCGGCGCUGAACUGCUAUCGCCCGGGGAGCAGCACGGACCUGGACGACGACGGGGGCACGCGCACGCCGCUGCCGGAGGCAAGUACAAGCGGGCGGAAGCGGGGCCCCGCGGCGGCGCACCCGCAGGAGAACGUGUGGCCCCCAUGGCCGCCUAGGAACGAGUCCGAGCUCGACAAGGCCGCUCGCCUGGAGGAGGAGCGGGAGGCGAAGCGCGUGUCCGACGCGAUCGACCGCGCCCUCGAGUCGGAGCGGCAGGCCCUGCGCCGCCCGCGCCGCGGAGACAUGAAGCUGCUGCUACUAGGCCAGUCGGAGUCGGGCAAGUCGACGCUCCUGAAGAACUUCCAGAUCCAGUUCGCGCCCGCCGCGCUCCGCGCGGAGAGCGCGGCGUGGCGCGCAGUCGUCCAUCUCAACCUCGUGCGCGCGGUGAACUUCAUGCUCGACGUGCUGACGCAGCCGUCCGCGGCGCCCGCGCCCGGGCUGAUGCAGGCGGGCGACGCGAGCCCCACGGUGACCGCGUUCUCGCAUCGGAUAUCGAUGACCCCGCAGCCGAACAGCGACCUACGGCGGUUCAAGCUCGCGCUGUCGCCCCUUCGGCAGGUCGAGAUGAUCCUCGCGCGACACUUGUCCGCGGAUGAGGCCUCUGGGGCGGUUCCGGGUGAGAAGGACGCCCCGGCGGUGCACCGGAGACGGGCGGGGGAGGUGACUAUUCGCGGUGGACAUACGUGGAAAGCGCUGCUCCAGCAGAAGCAGGAGCCGGAGGAGGGGCGGAGUAGGUAUUCGGAGGGGCUCGCGGACGACAUGGAGAACGCGCGGUAUAUUCUGGACGCAUGUCGGAAGGACGUCGUCGCGAUGUGGACAAGCACGGCCGUGCAAGGCGCGCUGCGGGAGGAAGGCGUGCUCGUGGAGGACCAGGCGCAUUUCUUUUUGGACCAUGCGGAGCGGGUGAUGCAGAGCAGCUACGAGCCCACGUUUGAUGACAUACUGCGCGCACGACUGCAGACGAUGGGUGUAGAGGAGCAUCAUCUUAUCAUGGAGACCGGGGCGGAGAACGGUCAGCAUUGGAUUUUCUACGAUGUAGGCGGAGCCCGUGGGCAGAGAGAGUCGUGGGUUCCAUUCUUCGACCACGUGAACGCGAUAAUUUUCCUCUGCUCGACCGCGGGAUUCAAUGAGGUUCUGGUUGAAGACCGAGCCAUCAACCGCCUGAUGGAUUCCUUCAACGCCUGGAAGACGGUUUGCUCAAGCCCGCUCCUCGCAUCUGUUCAGUUCAUCCUGCUACUGAACAAGACCGAUCUCUUGGACGCUCGACUCAAAUCCGGCAUGCAGUUCUCCACUUAUGUGGAGAGCUACAAGGGCGAGAACGAUUCGGAGCACGUUACUGACUACCUGAAACGAAAGCUUGCUGCUAUCCACCGGCACCAUUCGCCACAGCAGCGGAAACUGCAUGUGCAUUGUACAUGUGCCAUCGACAUCGACAACACGUCCCCUAUAUUGAUGCGCAUACGGGACACCAUCCUGGUUAAUCAUCUCGCUGCGGUACAGCUGAUAUGAAGCAUCCGGCAGUCACUGUGGACCAUCGGUUUAUCGUGCGCAAUAUUCGGUGCACGUGUAUCACUAGUAAACCGCCUGUAUCGUUGUAGGCCCCUUCUUCUUUUUUAUCGGACUAGCACAUCAUCCUGCCUAUGCCACGGACUAUCAUCCGGAAUUUCGCUUAUAAUACUCGCCAGCCUGGCAGUGAGCCUUGCAGUUUUGGGGCCUGAAGUUUUGAAGCUUUAACUAAGAUUUGUAUAGUAG